Xyrauchen texanus (razorback sucker) is the source of this 4231-nucleotide messenger RNA. RefSeq names its product protein eva-1 homolog A-like. The transcript is spliced from 8 exons. Gene Ontology annotation, molecular function: carbohydrate binding. Lineage: Eukaryota; Metazoa; Chordata; Actinopteri; Cypriniformes; Catostomidae. The record is from RefSeq and is a predicted model, not a curated record. Bases 90 to 1511 code for a protein of 473 amino acids.
GACUUCAGUCAUGGAAUCAGACAUUAAUUUAUGUCGUGCAGUUCUUCUCCCGGUCUGAUGAUCUGAGGAAUAGUCGGACUGGAGAUCAGAUGGCAGAUUUAAGGAUGUUUGUCCCUGAUGUCUCAUAUUCAGUGCUGUUGUUGGGCAUAUCGUUUCUCACUGUCUUCACUAAGACUUCACAGGAGUUCUCAGGUUAUCUGUCACGUGUGCUGAGGAAUUAUACUGAACAAGCGUGCGACGGAGACUUCCUAACAGUUCGCUGUCCGCCCAGAACCUCCAUCACUGUCCAAUCAGCUUUCUACGGCAGAAAAGACUCUGCCCAUUCACCACUGUGCCCGCUUAAUUAUAACAGUGCUGCUACAAGCUCAGAGAAUGACAUCACUUCCUGUAAUGUGUCAACAUCCUUGCAGAAGAUGUUGGAUGAAUGUGAGGAUAGGAGAAGCUGUCAUGUUCUUGUCAACAGUCGUUUGUUUGGGACGGACCCCUGUCCAACCGUCAGCAAAUACCUCAGCGUGCGGUACAAGUGCAGGCCGAAUGAGUAUAAGAGUAAAGUUGUGUGUGAAGGGGAGCGGUUGCAGUUGGGCUGUAAGACGGGAAUGCAAAUCGUAGUUUAUUCUGCAAUGUUUGGCCGCACGCAGAAGGGAACGCUGGAGUGUCCUCCAUACCACUGGGGGGCGUCAUCUGUCGACUGCUCGUCAGACGUGGCUCUGCAAGUGAUGACAUCACGUUGCCAGGGGAAACGCACCUGUGUGGUCCGCGCCUCUACACAAGAAUUCGGAGACCCCUGUUACCGUGCCACCCACAAAUACCUCAGCGUCAUACACACAUGUGUCCCACAGAAACUCCUUCAGGAAUCAGUUUCCAGGCAUCCGUCGUUCCCCACUUCCCCUUCUCUGCCUCAUGACCCCAACGUGGUAGGAGAUAGCGCCCUUCCUGACGAGACCCCGCCUCUGACCUCUGACACUUCAUCAGGGAGGUCGACACGAGGCUGGAAUUCUGGUCCGUAUUCAGAGAAGCCGGAUCAGUCUGGAGAAAGAGAGAGAGACAGUGAUCCAAACCCCACCAUCUCCACCAUAAGCAGACCAGCGAUGGCUCUCAUCAACAGCGCCCUGGCAACAUACUCCUACAUCACAGGGCAUCCUGAGUGUUGUGGGCUCUAUUUCAUGUGUGGUGUGUGUGCUGGUCUAUUCCUCACACUCUUCAUGGUGGUCAUUCAGAUCUCCUGUCGCACGGACUAUAUGCCUCGUCCCGCAGUCGCUAAGAAACAGCCACGACCCGCAGACGGCGACAGCGACACCACUGACUCUGACUCAGACUGGGAAAUGAGUUCAGACCUCUCGGCCCGCCGACACCGGCGGUUUGAGCGCACGCUCAACACAAACGUCUUCACAUCGUCCGAGGAGCUGGAGCGAGCGCAACGUUUGGAGGAGAGAGAGCGAAUCAUACGAGAGAUCUGGAUGAACGGACAGCCGGACGUCCCCGGCACACGUAGCCUAAAUCGCUACUAUUAGGGCGCCACCUCUGAUUGGACAAUUCCAGAAACGAAGCUACUACUUGGAGUUGUAGUUUUCUGAUAACUAAAGAAGCUGCAUUUAUCGCCAUCAUGUGUGGCAUGAAAGUGCGCCUUCCUUUGCAGUGGAAAUAAGCUCUUCGUUUCGGCGAGCUUUAUGCGUAACCUUCAGUACGCUGAGGUGAAGGCCAAAUGCUCUGACCACCUCCUCUUCUCUGGACUGAGGCUGAAGCUGAGGCUCAUGGGAGAUGUAGUCCAUUUGAAGACUGGCUCUAGGAGUCUGUAGGCAGCUCUAAAAGGCAUGAUAAGCUUUAAGCACUGUUAUUGGUCCUUCGCUGUGCCUGUCCAACUGUAAGGAACUGCUUCUGUAGGGAGAGACACAGAGUAUUUACAGUCACCAAUUUAUGUGCCUUCCAGUUUUCAUCUGAAAGAAAAACACACAUACAGUGGGCCUAAAAAGUCUUUGGAUAAUGUACUAAAGCAAAUAUGCAAAUAACAACAUGAUGCUAGAGCUUUUCUCAGAAAUAACUUCACUUUUCUGAGCCAUUUUUGCAAUGACUUUUAGUCAGCAGAUGUCAGGGUGAUAUUAGCUGAAUUGUGCGAGCAGAUUAACCACAGGUGAAGUUCAUCACAUUAACUAUGAACAUGUUCCACUAAUGUUUGACAACAAGAAAGUGCAAAUAAUUUAGACUUCAUUUUAUACAGUAUAUGUAUUGUUUUUAUUAUUAUUAUUAUAAUUUUCUGUAAAUAUUAAAGACACUGGGAUUUACAUGUUAUUAUAUAAAAUACAAUUUUCCAAAUACUUUCUGGGGCCGCUGUAUAUAUGUAUGUGUGUGUGUGUGUGUGUGUGUGUGUGUGUGUGUGUGUGUGUGUGUGUGUGUGUGUGUGUAUAUUUAGUAUGUACACUGCCUGGCCAAAACAAAUGUUGAAUACUUUUAGUUGGACUGCCUUUAGCUUUGAUUGCGGUGCCCAUUCGUCUCAGCAUUGUUUCGACAGGUCACAACAUUUAUUUCCAUCCAGAGUUGCAUUCAUUUUUGGCCGAGAUCUUGUAUUGAUGACGGGAGAGUCGAACCACUCCGUAAAGUCUUCUCCUGCACAUCCCAAAGACUUUCAAUGGGGUCAAGUUCAGGACUCUGUGGUGGCCAAUUCAUGUGUGAAAAUGAUUCCUCAUGCACCCUGAACCACUCUUUCACAAUUUGAGCCUGAUGAAUCUUGGUAUUGUCAUCCUAGAAUAUGCCGGUGCUGUCAGGGAAGAAAAAUCCAUUGAUGGGAAAACCUAUCCUAUGGAUGACAGGUGCAUCAUGCGCUUCCCUUCUUGCAUUUACAUACCAACAUUUAUGCAUUUGGCAGAUAGCGACUUACAGAGCCCUUAUUACAGGGACAAUUCCCCGGAGCAACCUGGAGUUAAGUGCCUUUCUCAUGGACACAAUGGUGGUGGCUGUGGGGAUCGAACCAGUGACCUUCUGAUUACCAGUUAUGUGCUUUAGACCAUUACACCACUACCACUUCCACAAUUCUUACCCUGAUGUGCCCAUCGCUUUGGAAUAGGGUAAAUCUGGACUCAUCAGACCACAUUACCUUUUUCCAUUGCUCCACAGUACAAUCUUUAUGCUCCGUAGCAUAAAACAAUCUGAUUAGCCUCACUAACAAGUGGCUUUCUUGUGGCCGCUUUGGUGGAUUAACGUACCAAGUUCCUUCCGAAACAGCAAAGUCUGUACAUUAUUCCAAACUUAUGGCCACCAGUCUAAGUAAAUAUAUAUAUAUAUAUAUGACAUUCUGUAAAAUCACUUGAGCCUUCUAUUUUGAUAUUUAAAAUGUUUUUUGUUGUAGAUGUUACUAUUUUUGAAUUAAAUAUUUUUAUACUGUGGCAAAGCUUGCCUGAUUGCUCAGGGAUGCAAUUCAAGUGUUUCUGUAUAACGCUUAUAUUCCUUAAAAGGGAAUGGAGAGCCCUUCAAGUGUUUCUACAUAGGCAACGGUAACCUCAAAGAGGUUUUUAAUAGGAACUAGUAAUGCACACGCUGUUGUACCUUAAACACAAUCAGUCAAUUAUGUAUUCAUUGAUCAAUCAAUUUAUACUCUUUCAGCGUUUUUUUUUUUUUAUACAGUAGCUAUUUAAUAGUUACAGACUCUUCCUGUUACGAGACAUGAGGAAGAACCAAUUCCUCUUAAUUUAGAUGAGGCCUGAAUUAUACCCUAUCUAAUUAUACACUCCUAAUAUAAAGGUUUUCAGUGGCCCUUUGGUUAAGGAAAGAAAAGUGUCCCUUCUUAUCAAAAUUAUGUUUUUUUUUUUUUUCUGUAUAGGGUUGUUGAGUUGCUUCAUGAUUCUUUGGAGAUUAAAAAGUUCUCAAUGUUACAUUAUUCAUCGGAUCAGAUUGUUUGUGUAAUCCCUAUGUACAAAGCCAAAAUAAUAAUAAUAAUAACAAAAUAGAAAAGCACAUGAAGUGAACCAAAUAUUUGUUUGUAUGUUUGUUUGCUUGUUGAUUGUGUUGCACCCAAGCUCUUAAUGCUAUGCAGAAAGUUGUAUGUAAAAACUUGCAAACUGCUGUUAUGUUUUUAAUCUUCCAAUGCUAUUUCUGCAUGAAAUGCUAAAAAAAAAAAAAAAAUGUUUUUAUUUUAUUUGUUUAUUAUCGGUAAACAUCAAUUGUUUUGUUUUGAUUGCAACCACUGCCUUAACCUGAGACUGUGUAUUGAACAAACUUCAUUGAAUAAACUGAACUUGUA